GGAUUUGCUGUUGUUGGUUGUGUUGAUUAACUUCACAUGGCAAAUUAGCUGGUGGUUGGUGUGGAGGAUGAUGUGCCGACAGGAGGUAAGAGAGCGCCGGCGCAGUUUCCCCUCCGGAAUAGGCUUUGUGCAAGAAGGGGCGCGUAGAGAGUCCUUAUUGAUUUUCCGUGUGGUAGUUUUUCACGCCAUCGAGAGUGAGUCACUCGUGUGAAAUUAUGUAAUUUUUACGAUAACUUCCUUUGUACGUUGUUUUGUGGUAGGAAAAUUCCUCAAGAGUAGCUCCCGGAAAACGCGCACUGCCCUCAACGUGCUUUACUUGUAGAUUCCUUGCUUAGUUGUAGCUUGAUUCCGUGCACCGAAGGCCAUGUCCAGGGUCAUCAAUGACUAUAGGAUCCGUAAGAUCGAAUCUAUCGGCAAAAUGACUCAAAUGACGCAGGAAGAGAUUAUUGGGAACACAAAGACCGUUCUCCAGGGCUUGGAGGCACUCCGUGUGGAACAUCUCACACUCAUGUCCAGCCUCUCGGAAGUUCGUACCGUUACAACGGAUCGCGAUAAAUGUGAUUUGGUUCAGAGGAAUAUUGAGAAUAUUGAUUUGGGCCUUGGGGAAGCUCAAAUGAUUCUCGCUCUCAGUGCUCAUCUGCAGAAUGUUGAGGCUGAAAAGCAGAAACUCCGUACGCAGAUUCGUCGCCUGUGCCAGGAGAAUGCCUGGCUACGCGAUGAGCUGGCCAACAAUCAGCAGAAAUUGCAAGUUUCCGAGCAAAUGGUGGCACAGCUGGAGGAGCAGAAGAAGCAUCUGGAAUUCAUGGAAUCCGUGAAGCAGUACGAUGAGAAUCAGGAAACGGAGGAAGCCAUGGAGAAGUCUCGUCGUGAUCCAGUCGUGGAGCUCUUCCCGGAAGAGAAUGAAGAGGAGCGCAAUGAUUCGGACACGACGUCUGUCCAAUCGGGCGGGGAUCUCAACUACAGCCACAUGUCCAAUGUGACGGGCUACGAGAUCCCCGUGCGCCUCCGUACGCUGCACAAUCUUGUCAUUCAGUACGCCUCACAGGGGCGCUACGAAGUCGCCGUGCCGCUGUGCAAGCAAGCCCUGGAGGAUUUGGAGAAGACAAGUGGCAGAGAUCACCCCGAUGUGGCUACAAUGCUCAACAUCCUCGCGCUCGUCUACCGCGAUCAGAGCAAAUACAAGGAGGCAGCGAGUCUCCUCAAUGAUGCCCUGGAGGUGCGACAGAAGACCCUCGGGGAGAAUCAUCCAGCCGUGGCGGCAACACUCAACAACUUAGCUGUUCUCUAUGGGAAACGCGGGAAGUACGCCGAAGCAGAGCCGCUGUGCAAACGUGCCCUGGAGAUUCGAGAGAAAGUUCUGGGCAAAGAUCAUGCGGAUGUGGCGAAGCAGCUCAAUAAUCUGGCUCUACUGUGUCAGAAUCAGGGCAAAUACGACGAAGUGGAGCUGUACUAUCAGCGCGCACUGAAGAUCUACGAGGCACGCCUGGGGCCAGAUGAUUUGAAUGUGGCAAAGACGAAGAACAAUUUGGCCAGUUGCUACCUCAAGCAGGGGAAGUACCAUGAAGCUGAUGCGCUGUACAAGCAAGUUCUCACACGGGCACAUGAGCGGGAAUUUGGGCCAGUUGAUGAGCAGAACAAGGUUAUUUGGCAGAUUGCGGAGGAACGGGAGGAGAAUAAGGAGCGCAACAGGGAGCAAACGCCCUUCGGGGAACACGGAGCAUGGAUGCGGGCGGCUAAAGUGAAUUCCCCAACAGUUACGACAACACUGAAAAAUUUGGCGGCUCUCUAUCGACGUCAGGGGAAGUAUGAGGCGGCUGAGACGCUCGAGGAUUGCGUUCUGCGGUGCAAACAGGACGCCAUGGAGGCUAUGAAGGGUCAGAAGAAUCCCCCUUACCCCCUACGGGCAGGUAAGCGGGAGAAGAAUCCCCCGGCAAGUCUCAAUGGGAAUAUGUAAGGAACUGGUGUUACUUCGAACAGCGGAUCCUGGGGGAGUUGCCUGGGGUUUUCAGUCGUGACCAAAGUCACAAAGUUUUGCCUCCUUUCUUUUUUUUUGAAUGAACAAUCAAAUGAGAUUCAAGUCACAAAAAAAUCCUCACCAAAGGACGUAUUUAAAGCACGAGAGUACUUAAAACCAUAACAUUAACAAUGAAAAAUUAAUUUUCCUUUAAAUAAAAUUGCCCAAAGAUUGAAAAAAAAA
Molecule: messenger RNA, 2197 nt
Organism: Lutzomyia longipalpis
Lineage: Eukaryota; Metazoa; Arthropoda; Insecta; Diptera; Psychodidae
Product: kinesin light chain-like
Exons: 3
Coding region: 365-1954 (529 amino acids)
Biological process (GO): microtubule-based movement
Cellular component (GO): cytoplasm; membrane-bounded organelle; kinesin complex
Molecular function (GO): kinesin binding
Source: RefSeq, a predicted model, not a curated record